GGUGUCACCUGGUAACGUACACUCGUGUACGCCCUAUAGGAGCGCGCACUUUCCUGCCUCUCACCUAAGCCCUGAUAGCAGGUCGCGUAUAAAGCUGCUGCCUUGCCGCCUUAAAGUCCUCUAACCACCAACCCCGCCUUCUCCCCACAAGCGUAGUUCCUGAGUCCAAUUUUUUCAACCCGAGUCCUGCUUCAUUGAUCUCAGCAUGUCGGAAGAAACUUCUACCAACGUCUACCAUGGCUCCUGCCAUUGCGGCGACGUUCAAUACCAGCUCCGCCUCACGCUACCUCCCAGCUCGGACCCUGAUCCCUUCGUUGAAGCAGUCCGCAUCUACAAAUGCAAUUGCACUACAUGCCAGAAGAUGGGAAUGUUCCACUGCCGCCCGAUCAACUCCUAUAGGCACUUCAUCCUCACCUCUCCGGCAACCAUCGACGAGCUCGGUGACUACCGCGCCUUCUCUGGCAAGAUCGGCUGGUACUUCUGCAAGAAAUGCGGGUGCCGCACCUUCGGCAUGGGCGGCGUGUGGGUGCAAGAAGAGGUAGACGUAGAUAAGUGGGCGGGCAGAGAGGGUGAGGGGAACGUGCAGAAGGUGUGGAGGUCUAAGCCUCAUGAGAGCGCUUCUUCUAUUACUGGGAAACCGCUUCACUAUGUGAGUGUCAAUGCGGUUACACUUGAAGGUGUCGAUCUGAAAGAGUGGUAUGACAAGAAGUGGAUUUUCUACGCCGAGAACAGGGAGAGGAAGAAUGGGACGCAGAUCCGUUUGUCGGAUCCCUAUGAGGGUGGCUGCUACUGAGGCGGUGGUCCCGCCCGAGGACUUCUGGACACACUUUAAGUCGCCUUGUCACCCGGUAUUCCUCUGUGGACAGUGCAGAUACGCACUUUCAGAAGAAAGUACGAUCAACAUCACCAGAGGCUCACGAUAUUCAUGUUUUAAAUCAAGUUUAUUACUAAUUCCAAAAG
This is a messenger RNA of Trematosphaeria pertusa, 960 nucleotides long. RefSeq lists its product as uncharacterized. The transcript is spliced from 2 exons. Gene Ontology annotation, molecular function: carbon-sulfur lyase activity. Bases 206 to 793 code for a protein of 195 amino acids. Lineage: Eukaryota; Fungi; Ascomycota; Dothideomycetes; Pleosporales; Trematosphaeriaceae. The record is from RefSeq and is a predicted model, not a curated record.